Molecule: messenger RNA, 1632 nt
Organism: Capronia epimyces CBS 606.96
Lineage: Eukaryota; Fungi; Ascomycota; Eurotiomycetes; Chaetothyriales; Herpotrichiellaceae
Exons: 2
Coding region: 1-1632 (543 amino acids)
Biological process (GO): regulation of transcription by RNA polymerase II
Cellular component (GO): nucleus
Molecular function (GO): RNA polymerase II transcription regulatory region sequence-specific DNA binding; DNA-binding transcription factor activity, RNA polymerase II-specific
Source: RefSeq, a predicted model, not a curated record
AUGCCCCUGGCACAACAGAAUUUCAAUCUCUCCUCGCAGGCGUACGACCAGCGCGUCCUGUCCAAGAUUGGCAAGCCUAACUCACCACCGCGACCUCAGCGAUACGGCUCGAAUGAAUCCCCCGUGGUUCCUCGAAAACUGGCGCUGCAGAUCAAGGACCCCAAAGCCCAACUGCUGUCAGCCAAUGAGCUUCCAUCGGCAACAUUAGAUCCGAUUUCGAGAUGGAUUACCAGUCCGAUAUCAGCAGGCGUGUCACCGGGGUCACGACCUGGUUGGCGUGAUUACAACAUGGGUCGCCGGAGUCCUUCCAUAGACAGCGCGGCUGCAUCGCUGGUCCUGGAUCCGGAGCUGUUCAUGCAGCCUCAACCUAGCGGCCUCAUUUCCACAACUGGCUCAAUUCUAGGGAACGAAGAUGCAGCUAGUUUGGCAAGUCGGUCUCAACGCGGCAGCUAUGAUCGAGGAUUCUUUGCUGAAGCAGAAUCAGACCUCGCCGUGGACGAAUGCGGCGCAUUCCGCAACUUGAACUGCAGCGACUCGCAACAGCAGGCUGGACGACGAUCUUGUCAGCAAGGCAUGAAGCGGCGGGCGCUGUCACCACCAUCCGAGGUGGCUAGAGACGACAAAUCGCCAGCACAUGGUCUUUCAUCAGCAGAAUCACUCCCAAGAAUUCAAACGGCAUCGUUUGCACGGUCACCGGCGUCGCCCUACCGGCCACAACAUGGAUCGGUGUCCUCGACAACCUCGAGUGUGAGACAAAAUUCAUACGCGUCCUCCCUCACCCUUUCAGUGGCCGCCAGCAGUAUGACCAGCAUCUCCUCCUUUGACAGACAGUCGCCGCUAGAUCCUUCACAAACUGCAUACAUAACCUCGGCCCAUCCUGUUUCCAGCCCUGCCACGUCAGUCGCCCCAUCUAGAUCUCACCCUACCCAAUCUCCUCUCGACUCAAAAUCUCCUCGUCGGACCAUGUCUAUCCAAAGCGCCGUCAACGAUUCCAGGAUGUCGCUAUCGCCUGCCACCCGCUUUGGCAACUACUUCAUCUGCGAUUGCUGUCCAAAAAAGCCAAAGAAAUUCGAUGCAGAAGAAGACUUGAAAGCCCAUCAAAUGGAGAAACAGUACUCGUGCCAGUAUUGCCACAACCGCUUCAAGAACAAAAAUGAAGCCGAGCGUCAUCAGAACUCUCUUCAUUUGCGACGGCAUUCCUGGUCAUGCGCGGCCAUUGCAAACUACCAGGCAGCCUUUUACCCGUCCACCUCACCAACACCUACCGGGCUAGAAGUCCCUCAAACCGACACGUGCGGCUUCUGUGGAGAAGAAUUCCUCAACCUCCCUCAACCUGACUGGGAUCGAAGGAUCGACCACCUCACCAACGUCCAUAAGUUUGGCGAGUGCAACCAGGCAAAAAAGUUUUACAGGGCCGACCACUUCAGGCAACACCUCAAACAUAGCCACGCUGGACAGAGCGGGAAGUGGACCAAUGUGCUGGAAAAUAUUUGUUUGCGCGAAGAAUUUGCGCAAGACACUGCUGGUGUUUCGCCAACUGGCAGUACUUCUAGUCCAGGGCGAGGUCCCAGCAUUCUGCAUGAGCCACCCAUGGGUGGUGCCACCAUCAACGAAGUGCAGGACGAGACAUGA